This is a messenger RNA of Aspergillus glaucus CBS 516.65, 605 nucleotides long. RefSeq names its product GAF domain-containing protein. Gene Ontology annotation, molecular function: protein binding; L-methionine (R)-S-oxide reductase activity. Gene Ontology annotation, cellular component: cytosol. Lineage: Eukaryota; Fungi; Ascomycota; Eurotiomycetes; Eurotiales; Aspergillaceae. The transcript has 4 exons. Bases 45 to 593 code for a protein of 182 amino acids. The record is from RefSeq and is a predicted model, not a curated record.
UUAAUAUAGAACAACACAUUGCUCCGUUAGGAUCAACAUUUACCAUGCCCCACGCCGACUCAUCCUAUUUCGCACCGGGAUUAUCCAAGGAUGAAGUGUACACGCAGAUGAUCGAGCAGACGAGGGGGUUGAUUUAUGGGCAGAGGAAUUGGGAUAGUAACCUCUCAAACACCGCCUCCCUCCUCUGGCACACCUACGCCGUCCUCCCAGCGAACAUAAACUGGGCUGGUUUCUACAUCCGCGAUGAUAAAUUCCCGCCCUCCUCUUCCCAAAACACAUCCUCAGACAGGGUGUUGCUGCUGGGACCAUUUCAGGGAAAGCCAGCCUGCCAACUCAUCCACUUCGGGCGCGGCGUGUGCGGGACCGCAGCUGCGAAGAAAGAAACAGUUGUUGUUGACGAUGUGAUGGCGUUCCCGGGCCAUAUUGCGUGUGAUGCGGAGAGUCGGAGUGAGGUUGUUGUGCCUGUUUUGGUUGGUGGGGAGACUGUUGCGAUUAUUGAUAUUGAUUGUACGGAGGUGAAGGGGUUUGAUGAGGUUGAUAGGAAGUAUUUGGAGGAGUUGGCGGGGGUUCUUGCGGAGGGGUGUGAUUGGUGAUUUUUCACCAAU